This is a messenger RNA of Quercus lobata, 1604 nucleotides long. RefSeq names its product tRNA-thr(GGU) m(6)t(6)A37 methyltransferase. The record is from RefSeq and is a predicted model, not a curated record. Lineage: Eukaryota; Viridiplantae; Streptophyta; Magnoliopsida; Fagales; Fagaceae. Bases 178 to 1389 code for a protein of 403 amino acids. The transcript is spliced from 8 exons.
UACAGUUGUACUUCCUAGCAAGUGCAACCCUAAGAGGAAAAUAGAAAACAAACAUAGUAUAUAUAUUUGACUGCCAAGGAGUCUUUGCUUUUUUAAGAAACACACAAACAAGGGAGAGGAUAGAGAUCCAACUUCAACUCAAGACAGAGUUAAAGAGACAGACAUACAUAUAUUCCCAUGGCCUCCUCCCAAUCUUCAAAGUUCUUGACAUUGACAGCAACCAUAACCUUAGCUCUCGCCGCAGCUCUCUCUGCUUCCACAGCCCUCUCCUUCUAUAUGUGGAGGAGGAAAUCUAGGAGUUUGGAAUCCAAGGUGGUAGAGCUCGAGAAAUCUCUCAAGUCCUCCAUGGACAAAUGUUGUGCUGAGAGGCAAGGUCGUAUUCGAGCUCAGCAGGCAUUAAGGAAGGGGCUAGCACACCCUCAGGCCAACAAUUUGGAAUUGUCUGCUUAUCCCAUGGCACCUAUUGGUAUCAUCCAGUCAUGCUACUCUACUAGGAAUGGGACACCCAGGCAACCUUUACUUGUACCCCUUGCUAGGGCAUGUUUGAUCUUUGAUCCAUCUCGGGUUCCCCCUGCAUCCCUUGAGGGUCUUAAAGAAUACUCUCAUUGCUGGAUUAUAUAUGUAUUUCACCUAAAUACGAAUCUGGAGAAUUUGUGGAAGCAACCAUCUAAAUCAAGGUUCAAAGCAAAGGUGAGAGUACCAAGAUUGAAAGGUGGAAGGAUGGGAGUCUUUGCUACACGAUCUCCACAUCGGCCAUGCCCUAUUGGACUCACCGUUGCUAAGGUGGAGGCAGUACAAGAUAAUAUGGUUCUUCUCUCUGGUGUGGAUCUGGUUGAUGGGACACCCGUGCUUGAUAUCAAACCUUAUCUACCCUACUGUGAUAGCAUUGAAGGAGCAAGAGUGCCGAAGUGGGUAUCGGGGGACAAUCUGUUAGCAGUAGCUUCUGUUAGCUUCUCUGAGGACUUCCCUUACACUCUUGCUGAGUGUUGGGUUAAAACAGAAAAGAAGUCACUUUAUGCAUCACCAGAUGAGUUCCAAAGUUUAAUAAAGCAGGUGCUUUCAUGGGAUAUUCGGUCACUGGCUCAGAGAAAUCGACCUCAUGACUAUCGUGUUGAGACAGAAAAUGGUAUAGCAUUGGGUAAUACCUCUGAUUCAGACAGUUACCAAGAUGAGAAAGCAUCUACCCACAUAACUGAUCAGGCUUCUCCUAUCGAGGAAAUAAUUUAUCACUUGAGUUUGGAAGGACUAGAUGUUUCAUAUAGAAUUGAUUGCAAUGGAAAUGUCCUUGUUGAGAAAGUCACAAUUUCAUCUGAUGUCCCAGACAAUCAUCAAAAGCGCUGCAAUUACUCAGAAUGGAGUGACAAACUUAGGUUUCAUAAAGGUCUUUGAGACCUGAUGUUGUUUCAUUACUUAGAAUUCUUUUUGUCAACUUCCUAACAAGUUUGAUUUCCAAAUAUUUUUGUGAAAUGAGUGGCUACCCAAGCAAUUUUUAGCUGAAUGCAAGGCCUGGGAAUAGCAUUUUGGUUAUAUUACUGGCCAGAGUUUUAUUUUCAUUCUAAUUUCAAUUAUUAGAAGCUGGGAGCCUGGGUGCGUUUAUUGGUUCA